AUCAAUAUUUACAAAAACAUCGCGAAGCACGGCUUGACGAACAUUUGGAUGACUGCUUGACUGCCCAAAAAGCUUGGCGAUGGAGAAGUUUGAUGACGAUUCCAGCAAAAAAACAAGUGAAGCUGAGCCUGUUAAUGUGCAGAGCCUCUACACAACCCUUGGCCUGUCAUCAGAAGAUGUGGAUGCCCUUGCGAAGAUUCCCGAAAGUGAAAUCAGCGUAGAGACGCUUCCUUUUCUGAUCAUGCAGAUCAAAACGAAGAAAGCCACCGACACGUCGUCCAGCGCAGACACCGACCACAAGGACAAGUCCAAAGAUUCAGAGGAAAAGCAGGAAACACCCGAGAGCUGCACCGAUGCUGCUAAACCCAAGAGCAAGAGUCCCCCAAAAGUCCCGCAAAAGCGCUCUGGCAGCCACGAGCAAAAAAAGAAGGCAGAGAGUCAUAAGAAGACUGAGAGGCACUCCGGAGGAAGAAGAGACUCGAAGUACAGCUCGUCCCGAGAAAAACAAAGCGGGGAUCAUGCGGCUGCGGAGACGGAGUGUGCCGACAACCCAACCGUUUUCCCACAUGAAUGCACUCGUUGCAAAUGUGUGGUGAACUCUAUAAAGACAUGGAAAGAGCAUCUUUCAGGUUCUCGCCACAAAUCACAUGACUCACAGUCCUCUCAACGAAGUUCUCGCCCACAUCCACCUCCCAAAAGACCCUACAGCUCCGACCCUUUCGCAGGGGAUUCGUUCACUUCAGGCAUGCCAGACCACCUGUUCCCUCCUAAGCCCAACACCAGAGUGGUGGUUGCCAAAUUCCCUAUGGGCGCUGUGACCGUGGAGGACCUUUUGGUGCUUGGCAAACCAUUCGGCACUGUUGUGAAACACCUGGUGUUGCCAGCAAAGGGUUUUCUGGAGUUCAGUGCUCACAAGGAGGCUGUGAAUAUGGUCAAUCAUUUCCAGCAGAAACCCGCCUUCGUCAAAGACACUCGAGUCGGGCUGUAUUUAUCACCUAGAGUGGAAGGCAUCCAUUCACCACCCAAAUAUGAUGAGCCUGUGCCCAAACGACUAAAGCGCACAAAUAAUCCUUCAGUGGUUUGUUUUUCGCAUUUGCCUCCCGGGGAGGACAAUCAAGCUGAAGUGCUGGAGCUCGCGGCCAUGUUUGGGGAGGUGUGGCAGUCAAAGUUCUUAGACGGAAAGGCCUUGAUCGAGAUGGUUGACUGGCGUGAUGCUGACAUCAUGGUGAAGUAUUAUUACAGUAACCCUCUGAAGAUUCAGGGCAAAAGCAUCAAAGUGACUAUGUCCUACAUCAAAAGCCUGCGAGAAAUGCCAGGCGAGCUCACACCCAGAAAAUCUGACUCGGGCAAACACAGCAGACAAAAGGAGGAGUCCAGCGUCAAGGACAAAGCUGACGACACCAACCAGGAAUCCUCUGAGAAAGAAACCAAGACAAUAAAAACCCCAGAGCAGAGUCAAGAGGAGGGAAUUCAGCUGGAGGAGGGAACUGACGGCAGUGUGGUCAAGACUGAGGAGGAAGAGGAGAAGGUAGAGGAAGAAGACAAGCAGGAAGAGGGGGAGGAAGUGCAGGAAGAGCAGGAAAAGAUGGAGGUGGGGGAGGAGGAGGAAGAGAAGGGGAAGGAAGAAGACGAGGAGUUGGAAGUGACUGAGGAGCUGGAGUUGACAGAGGAGCCUUCAGUAGCCAAGGAAGAGAACAGAGACCAGGAGUCAGAGCACAAUCCAGAAGAACAGGAUGAUAUGGAAUUUCCAGAGGACAUAGAAGAUUUUGUUACAUUAGAUGAACUGGACAACACUGCAGGAGGAGAUUCAGCUUUAGAUUCAUCUGAGCCGCAGGAUGGUAAAGUAGUGGUCAUAUGGCCUAUAAAGAAAAGCCCAGCAGAGACUAUGAGGGAGCUGAUCAGUAAUCUUUCCGAUCUCUGUGUACCCUUCGGCGGCCUUGUGAGAUAUACCUUGUCUAUAAUCAAACAACAGGCUAUGCUUGAACUGGAAACAGUUGAAAAAGCCCAGGAAAUGGUGAAGUUUUACAAAAGUCACAAGGCGAUGAUAAAUGGCAGACCGGUGUCUGUUACCAUGUGCUUUGCCAUGACAACAAUUGAGGUCCCUAGUGGAAGAACCGUGUUCAUGGGCAAUCUGCCUAACAAGUGGUACAUGCGGCAGAAAUACAAACAAUCAACCCUUUUGAGAAUGGCCAAGCGUUAUGGAAACCUGACUGGUUUCUGUCUGAACAGACAUCAAGGGAUGUGUUAUGUGCAGUUUGACAGUUCGGAGUCUGCUGAACAUAUGGUUGCGCAGUACAGACGACGGCGUCGCAGCUUUUCAGUGUUUGGCCAAAUACUGAAUGUUGCUAUUUGCAAGAUCGGAGACUCUCAGAUUCAGUGGAGGGACCCUGUCGCUGAGGAAGAAACUUCCAGAAACAGCGGCCCGGAGCAAGACACUGAGGAGAAAGAGUCAAAAGAUAAUGGCCAAACAACUAAACCAAGCACUGAUGGAAAUGGCAAGGCAAGAAAGAGGGGCGCAAAACAGAAUCAGCAAAGGCCUGCACCUGAGUGUGAAGGUGUUGGUGGAGAUCCAGAUUCUGAAAUAAUAAGCGAAGAGGAUGGUCAUGAGGAAAAAAACCCAUUGGAGCCUUACCAACCUGACCAGACUUUUGGUGUGAGCUACGUCAUCCCAGUGACUGGUUUCUUCUGCAAACUGUGUAACAUGUUCUACACAGAUGAGAAUAAAGCAAAAUCAGAGCACUGCCGCAGCCUUGACCACUACAACAACCUCAAGCUUAAACAUGCCGUAGAGGAACAGGCAGACGGUCAGCCAGAUGGCGAGUGAAGAAAAAAGGUGAAAGCAAGAAGACAAAGACAUCAUGCUUUUGAUUCAUUACGUUUUCUUUUAUUGUUUUCAUUCCAGUUUAGCUUCCAUACUCUUUCUGUUUUUAUGUUUUGUUUUUUUUCUGAAAGUGCUACAAGCGUAAAUGUGUGUGUGAGUGUGUGUGUGUGUGUGUGAGAGAGAGAUGCGUGUGAAGAAGAAUGUGAAGUCAUUGUGAUGAUUUAGAUGUGUUUUUAGUAAGCAGAAAGAACAUGUAUAUCAGCUCAAGGAGAGUAUUAUGCUAAACUCUUCAAAUAAACUCCAUUUUGUUUAC
Molecule: messenger RNA, 3134 nt
Organism: Danio rerio (zebrafish)
Lineage: Eukaryota; Metazoa; Chordata; Actinopteri; Cypriniformes; Danionidae
Product: zgc:152816
Cellular component (GO): nucleus
Molecular function (GO): RNA binding; nucleic acid binding; zinc ion binding
Source: RefSeq, marked validated